Messenger RNA from Engraulis encrasicolus (European anchovy), 1827 nucleotides. RefSeq names its product paired box 1b (gene pax1b). Gene Ontology annotation, biological process: regulation of transcription by RNA polymerase II; anatomical structure development. The transcript has 5 exons. NCBI's taxonomy places the organism in Eukaryota, Metazoa, Chordata, Actinopteri, Clupeiformes, Engraulidae. Gene Ontology annotation, molecular function: RNA polymerase II cis-regulatory region sequence-specific DNA binding; DNA-binding transcription factor activity, RNA polymerase II-specific. The coding region runs from base 246 to 1301 and encodes 351 amino acids. The record is from RefSeq and is a predicted model, not a curated record.
AUCAUUCUGGGCAUACUUGAGCCCGUGAGAUGGACACUUUUCCUCUUCGGGGCCAAAGAUCACGGGGAUACCUCACCUUAAAUCACUGAGAGCCAGUUGGUUUUAAAGGGGGUGGAAUAGAACACGGCAGGCGGCUGUAAGCUCACUCAACCAAGUCCUAUCCAGAUGUUCGGACGCAAGAACCAGCGCUUUUUUGCGACUAGAAAUUAGCUGUUUUAAAACUGGAUCCCAGAGAGCAUGCGCUGAUGGAUCAAACGUACGGAGAAGUCAACCAGCUGGGUGGUGUAUUUGUCAAUGGCAGACCUCUUCCCAACGCCAUCCGCGCAAGAAUCGUUGAAUUGGCCCAGCUUGGAAUAAGACCCUGUGACAUCAGCCGUCAGCUGCGCGUAUCGCACGGAUGCGUGAGCAAGAUCUUGGCGAGGUACAACGAGACGGGUUCGAUUUUACCCGGUGCCAUCGGAGGAAGUAAACCUCGAGUAACGACACCUAACGUGGUGAAAAGCAUCAGGGAGUACAAGCAGUCGGACCCUGGGAUUUUUGCUUGGGAAAUCCGAGACAGGCUUCUGGCGGAUGGAGUUUGCGACAAGUACAACGUCCCAUCAGUGAGCUCCAUUAGUCGAAUUCUUAGGAACAAGAUUGGGAAUCUGUCUCAGCCGAGCCAAUAUGAAAACAAUAAGCCACAAACUCCACAGAUCCCCUACAACCACAUGUAUCCAUAUUCAUACCCCAACACUAUGUCACCUACCGGGAACAAGCUGGGAAAUGCACCGGGGAUGCCGGGACACGUCAGCCUGUCACGGGCCUGGUCGUCCAUGCACACCGUUAGCAAUUUUUUAGGUAUCCGGGCCUUCAUGGACCCCACAGCUAUUGCUGGAGCUGAGGGCUAUCAACCGAAGCUAGAGGACUGGACUAGCGUGAAUAGAGCCACGUUCCCAUCUACACACGCCAUCAACGGCAUUGAAAAGUCUCCCAUUGAUGCGGAUAUCAAGUAUCCACAGUCCUCGUCCAGCCUAUCCAGUUAUGUCCAGGCCUGUGCCUACUCCCCGGCCAACCAGUACGGCGUGUACAGUGGCGCGGCCGGUAACUAUGUGACCGGGCACCCAUGGCAGUCCCAGGGAGCCGCGCUGUCUCAUCCCAACACCACCGCGUCCAUGCAUGCCACAAACUUGCACUCACCCAUGGCCUUCAAACAUUCGUCCCGGGAAGCUGGAAACAGAAAACCUCCGAGUCCUCUGAGCAAGCACCAGCACGAGACGUUGAGUAGCGUGCACGGGCUCGCGCUCACUACCUCAGGUUCCUAACUGCAGCACACACACUCUUCCUCCCCAAGCAUCAGUUGCUAUCAAAGGAGAAGGAAGAACGAUUAUGGGACACGCACUUUCAUUACUUUUUCAGUAAUUAAGGAGAUUGUAAUCAAGCUAUUUAAGUCGACAGUCUCUCCCCUCGAACUGUUUCGAAAAGACUGGACUGCAACAUGUGAAUGCCUUAGUUUAUGUUCUGCAAUAUUUGCAGGGGGCUUUGUCUUUUCUUUGACUGGCCUGACGCGACUUGCCUGAAAGAGAAAUGUAGGCCUAUAUGGUGGAACAAUACAAAUGUCGGGCAAGUCACUAAGUGAACGGUGAUCAUAGGAUGCACAGCAUAAUGUUGCUUCAUUUUGUUUUUGAUUAUGCAUGCAUUAAAACAAAACAAGUUGUUGUGAGAGGGGCAGAAUGUAUUGUUGGAUCACCAUUUAUGUAAAUGUUAAGUAUUUCCAAAAGGUUUAUUAUAUAUAUUUUCUAAAUAAAUUCCUUUGUAAAUAUGCUCAAUAAAGGCAUGCGAAAAGGGCAC